AUGGGGUGGAAGCCAAUCAGCAACAACCCGGCAGUUAAUCCCAAAGCUCCGCCUCUUCCGGUGCCAGCCACGGGAGGCACCGCCGUCGGCGACUCGAAAACACCGAGCAACGAUACCACCAACAACGAUGUGACAUUGCGGGAAUUAGCCCAACCUGUAAAGUUCACGUCGCGUGUUCAACCUGUCUGUCUGCCGACGCAUCCGUCCACGGAUUUGGCCAACGUCGCCAAUAUUGACAAAGAACGCGACGGAAAACAAGCGACAUUCGUGGCUGCAUGGGGUCAGUUGGUGGAAAACCAAGGACGAACAGACAAUAAUUUCGCCAUUCCUACUUUGGGCGCCGGCUCGGACAAACUGGAACAAAUGGCCAUUGAUUCAUACGACCGGACUACGUGCGUUAAACAGUUGGAAGGGUUCACCUUCCCUGAAGCUAUGAUUUGUGGUGGAUCCCCGGAAGGUGGUGAAGAUUUCUGUCAAGGCGACAGCGGUGGCCCGUUAGUGGCUAAGGACAAGGACGGGCAUCACGAGCUGAUCGGGGUGGUGUCGCGGCGGGAAGGGCUGCGCGCGCCCGGUGUGCCGGGAAUCUAA
Paramacrobiotus metropolitanus is the source of this 588-nucleotide messenger RNA. RefSeq names its product transmembrane protease serine 9-like. Gene Ontology annotation, molecular function: serine-type endopeptidase activity. The transcript has 4 exons. The record is from RefSeq and is a predicted model, not a curated record. Bases 1 to 588 code for a protein of 195 amino acids. Gene Ontology annotation, biological process: proteolysis. Lineage: Eukaryota; Metazoa; Tardigrada; Eutardigrada; Parachela; Macrobiotidae.